This is a messenger RNA of Aureobasidium uvarum, 759 nucleotides long. Lineage: Eukaryota; Fungi; Ascomycota; Dothideomycetes; Dothideales; Saccotheciaceae. The record is from the annotation of a GenBank genome assembly.
AUGGCAGCGCAAAAGAACGGCGGCUCAAGGUCUGCGCAAAGCAGCCGAGCAAACACCUUUUCCAUCGUCGCGGUUCUUAUCGCCCUCUUCUCAGCCAUUGUUUACUUUAUGGAACAAAAUCUUCAAAGUUUCUACGUUUUCGACACACAACAACUGCACGACCUUUCGAAAAGAGCCAUCGCAACCCACGGGAACGACACUAGGGCUGUUGUUGCACAGAUUGUUGGCGAGCUCAGCCAAGGCCCUGCUGGCGAAUACGUGAACCUGGAUGAAGAAUGGGUUUUUAACAACGCCGGCGGUGCAAUGGGUGCCAUGUACAUCAUUCACGCCAGUAUUACUGAGUAUUUGAUCAUCUUCGGUAAGACCCUCCUCGAUCAUCGACCUCGAAUUCUAUCAAAGACUAACCAAUUUACAGGCACCGCCAUUGGCACCGAAGGACACACUGGUCGCCACACCGCAGAUGAUUACUUCCACAUUCUCAAGGGUACCCAAACCGCCUAUUCGCCUGCCGCUGGCCACUACGAGCCCGAAGUCUACCCCCAAGGCAGUGUGCACCACUUGCGCCGCGGCGAGGUCAAGCAGUACAAGAUGGACGAUGCUUGCUUUGCUCUCGAGUAUGCUCGUGGUUGGAUCCCGCCCAUGCUUGGGUUCGGUUUCGCCGAUGGCCUCACAAGCACCCUUGAUUUCCCUACGUUGUGGCACACCACCAGGAUCACUGGCAGAGAGAUGUUGUCAAAUAUGGCUAAGGGAAAGCUUUAA